Loxodonta africana (African savanna elephant) is the source of this 4773-nucleotide messenger RNA. It is a transcript of the gene PPM1A, whose product is annotated as protein phosphatase, Mg2+/Mn2+ dependent 1A. The record is from RefSeq and is a predicted model, not a curated record. Gene Ontology annotation, biological process: negative regulation of canonical NF-kappaB signal transduction; positive regulation of canonical NF-kappaB signal transduction; peptidyl-threonine dephosphorylation. Lineage: Eukaryota; Metazoa; Chordata; Mammalia; Proboscidea; Elephantidae. The transcript has 7 exons. The coding region runs from base 444 to 1601 and encodes 385 amino acids. Gene Ontology annotation, molecular function: protein serine/threonine phosphatase activity; manganese ion binding; magnesium ion binding. Gene Ontology annotation, cellular component: cytosol; nucleus.
CGCGCUGCCCUGGGCUCCAACCCCUGGGAGGGAGGCCGGGAGGAAGAAAGGGAGAGGCGUCCUUUGGACCGGAGUAGCCCUCGAAACACCAGAUUCUGGGGGAUUUGCUUCAGGCUUUAUAGGGAGCAGGGCUGAGAGUGAGGCUGCUUCAGAACUCGAGUCGGUGACGCCUCCAAUUCAUUCAUGUUAAGACAUCGAACCGAAUCAUUGAAGUAAACUAUACUGAUUUUUCCUCCUCGUCUUUUUAAUCGUGGAAAUUGUUUGGGUAAAAGUUCUUAGUGUUAGAGCUUGGUUAAGGUAUGGUUCUCUUCUGCUUUGUAGAUGUUAAAUAAACUUGGAGCCUUUUCUUGAAAGACAGCUGGCUGUGGAGAGCCUUCUACCAACUGCAGUUUUAGAUAUCUUUUGGAAAUUUCAUCACCUGAGACCUAGAAUAUCAAGACAUAAUGGGAGCAUUUUUAGACAAGCCAAAGAUGGAAAAACAUAAUGCCCAGGGGCAGGGUAAUGGGCUGCGAUAUGGACUAAGCAGCAUGCAAGGCUGGCGUGUUGAAAUGGAGGAUGCACAUACAGCUGUGAUCGGUUUGCCAAGUGGACUUGAAACCUGGUCAUUCUUUGCUGUGUAUGAUGGGCAUGCUGGUUCUCAGGUUGCCAAAUACUGCUGUGAGCAUUUGUUAGAUCACAUCACCAAUAACCAAGAUUUUAAAGGGUCUGCAGGAGCACCUUCUGUGGAAAAUGUAAAGAAUGGAAUCAGAACAGGUUUUCUGGAGAUUGAUGAACACAUGAGAGUUAUGUCAGAGAAGAAACAUGGUGCAGAUAGAAGUGGGUCAACAGCCGUGGGUGUCUUAAUUUCUCCCCACCAUACUUAUUUCAUUAACUGUGGAGACUCAAGAGGUUUACUUUGUAGGAACAGGAAAGUUCACUUCUUCACACAAGAUCACAAACCAAGUAAUCCGCUGGAAAAAGAACGCAUUCAGAAUGCAGGGGGUUCUGUGAUGAUUCAGCGUGUGAAUGGCUCUCUGGCUGUAUCAAGAGCCCUUGGUGACUUUGAUUACAAAUGUGUCCAUGGAAAAGGUCCUACAGAGCAGCUUGUCUCACCAGAGCCUGAAGUCUAUGAUAUUGAAAGAUCUGAAGAAGAUGACCAGUUCAUUAUCCUUGCAUGUGAUGGUAUCUGGGAUGUUAUGGGAAAUGAAGAGCUCUGUGAUUUUGUAAGAUCCAGGCUUGAAGUCACUGAUGACCUUGAGAAAGUUUGCAAUGAAGUAGUCGACACCUGUUUGUAUAAGGGAAGUCGAGACAACAUGAGUGUGAUAUUGAUCUGUUUUCCAAAUGCACCCAAAGUAUCACCAGAAGCAGUGAAGAAGGAGGCAGAGUUGGACAAGUACCUGGAAUGCAGAGUAGAAGAAAUCAUAAAGAAGCAGGGGGAAGGCGUCCCUGACUUAGUCCAUGUGAUGCGCACAUUAGCGAGUGAGAACAUCCCCAGCCUCCCACCAGGGGGUGAACUGGCAAGCAAGCGGAAUGUAAUUGAAGCCGUUUACAAUAGACUGAAUCCUUACAAAAAUGAUGACACUAGCUGUUCACUGCACCCACUCUCUUACACACACCCCUGAUUGAUUGCCCUGAUAUCUGCCUGUACCACAGUCCUAGUGAUUGAGGACAUAACCAUGGUGAGUGUCCACCUCUCUCAGAAAAGAAGAAAGUCCUUUUGAAUUAUUCUGGAUUUUAUAAGCCUCUACAAGCAAUCAACUUCAGGACUCUGCAUCAACUGAUGAUAUGUGGUAAAACUGCUCAUCUAGCCAUGGAGUUUACCUUCACCUCCAAAGGAGAGUACAGCUCAACUUUGUUGAAUCUUUUUAACGUCCAUCCUCAACUUUAAAGAAGGGGAUAUGACAUGGGUGAGAGUGAUUACACCAGAGACCUUCAGCAGAACAACAGCUAGCCCAGAACAGAUUUUUUUUCUUGUUGUUGUAAAUUUGAGACUUAUGUAAACGUGAUUUCAAACCAUAAUUCAUGUUGUAAAUCAGACUCCAGCAAUUUUUGUUGUAUGAUUUUGUUUUUUGUAAAGUGUAAUUGUCCUUGUACAAAAUGCUCAUAUUUAAUUAUGAACUGCUUUAAAUCACUAUGAAAGUUACAAGAAAUGUUUGGCUUGUUGUGUGAUGCAACAGACGUACAGCCCUUUCAAGUCAUGUUGUGUUUUGAGGUUGGAACAGGGAGAGCAGCAGCCACAUCAGCUAGAUGGCCAAACGUGCAUGCAAUUAUGGAGAAUAAUUUCAAAAUCUUACAAAGCUGAACAUCCAGGGAGUUUUUGAAAACUAUUUUAAUGUUCUUGAAGGUGGGAUUGGCAUUGUUGUUAAAGCCAGUCCCUUCAUUUAACUGUCUUCAGGAUGUUCUCUCCUUGUUUGCCGUGAGUAUUGAAGGUAAUACAGUAUAUUCUUAAGAAUAUCAAUCUUGGGGCUAGAAUGCCUUGAUUCUUUGCACCUCUUUUACAAGUCCUUACAUUGAAUUACUAAUGGAUAAGCAGCAGCUUCCUACAUCUGGUGGGAGACUGCCACGUUUUUGCUAUCAUGAUUGGCUGACCCUGCUGCUGUUCCUAGUAAGAUAUUCUGAAUUCCAUUUUAUCAAUAAAGCUUGAUUUAACAAACAAGACAUUUAAUCAUGUAUGUGUAAUUCCUCUUUUAUCCCGGCCUUUUAAAACACCAUGCCAUUGUAAAUAAGAAGUUCUCAUGGGGAAAGAUGUUAGUCUUUAUUAAACGGACAAUAAUGUUACUAAUGGCAUAGAUAGAACUGUUUACCUUCCUAGAAAAAAACUAUAAGAUUUAAGUCUCUGUUGUUUUUUCUGAGUGUUAUUUUUCAUGAAGGUGUGCAUCAGCUUGAAUUUGCCUACUGUUUUAUUAAAAUAAUUGUCAAAGCUUGACAAUCUAACACUCUAUGGUAGGUUAUGUGUGUUUGUGAGUGUGUGUUUGCCUGUGACUUUUAAUUGGCCCAUGUCUUUAGAAUACAGCGGUUAAGAUAUAUUUGUGAUUUGAAAUAUAGCAUGUUGAUAAUAUUUAGCUGUUGGCCUUUAAAAAUAACUUUCAAAGCUUAAGGAAUUGUAGAUAUAAAAAUAACAAUUUAAUUUAGGCUUAAAUUCCUCAGAUUAAGCAUGUGAAAGUAAGUUUUUAAAUCUGUCACAUUGAAAAGACUACUGUUCUGUGCCCUUCUGUAUUUUUGUCUCUUUAGGUUGAAUAUUGUAUUUAUCACUAUGUAAUUUAAUCGUUCAGUAGGCAGAUUUCCCACCAGAAAACUAUUACAUUGUAAGAUCAAAAUACGAUAUUGAAAACAAAAGUAAAACUUUGUGUAUAAAAGGUAGUAAAAUCCAUUUUGUUAUAUUUGUUUUUUUCCCUAACUUGGAAAUAUACACAUUUGUAUAUAUAGCCUUAAAACUAAUGUAAAGUUUAGGGAGUAGUGGGAAAAAUAAUGUGAAAUGUCUCAGUUUUAAGUAGUUACAAACCAGCAAGAUCUUUUUAUUAUCCCUUUUAUUUGUGAGGUGGUUAAAUGUAACUUAAUUGUAUUUAAUUUAUAUUUUAAUCCAGCAUGACUGAAAAAAUAUUGAAGUACUAUUUAUAUUUAGAAAUUCGUAACAGUUGGAAUUAAAGAACUAAUUCCGUACUUACAAAUAAAUGCUUAGUGACUAAAUCUGUGGGAGAGUGCAAAGUAUGAUAAUGUUCUAAGUUAGGGCUUUGCAGGCAUCUAAAUGUGCAUUUAAUGAGUAACAGUGCUUCUAGUAUAGAUAGUACUGAAAAUUAAAUUUCCUAUUACAACAAAACAGUUUCUUUGUUUUUUAAGUAGACUUAAGUUUUUAGUUCUGGAAAUUUCAAAACCUUGAACGGGGCUGUGGAAUCUUUUGAGAUGCAGAAUCUUAAAUCACAAGAUAAUGUGAUGGAAAGCUAUGUUUCAAACUAUAACAUAUUUAGAGCCCUUUUUUAAUUUGGAAAUCUUUAGUAAAUAAGAAAAAGGAGAUUAAAAUAUUCCUCUCUUUAAAAUUACCAGUACUGAAAUUAGGCUUGGAAGUGAGAGAAAAUUAAAAUGUGAUCUAAGAAGACUGAAUCUUUUCCACGAGUCAGCACUGCCAUACUAGAUAGGAUUCAUUAUAAUAGAUACAGGAAGUAUACAUUCUGACGGCAGACUAUGUGUGUUCCUGAUCCUGGAGGUAGUGGUGGUGGUGGGGAACUACCCCCACUUUUAAAAGGCACUUUCGUACCUCUGUUGUGCACUUCGUUUUUGUACCACUUAAAUUCUUGACCCCACUCUGUCCUUUUUGUGCUAAUUAGCAUCUCAGGGCAAUGCCUCAAAAUUUUUGAUGUGUUCUAUGUUAUUUUCUUUGGAAGGAAAAAGUUAAUGUGUGAUGAUAAUAUAGUAUUCAAAAAUACUUUGAUUUAAAUAUUUUAAUAGGAUGACUCUAAUUUGCUGCUUUUAAAAGGAAAUUUAGUUUUUAAUAGCAGAUUCAUGUUCACUCAUCUAUCUCUUAUUGUUUUAGCAAAAUAAGAUGUCUUAAUACCCACUCUCUUGGGGAAUAUACUCUUACAAACAACAGAAGCAGUUCUCAACAUAUUAACUUUUAAAAAUCAAAGUGGUAUUUUUUUCUAUACUGCAUUAAACCGGUUUCAAACAUAUUUUGAGCUAUAGUACAUUAGCUUGGUUCUAGAGUACUGUGCAGUCAGUACUGCACCAGCCACUUAUUUUUUUUCUAACUUCAUAACAUAAACAAAUUUGAAUUAAAGAAUAAAUCAGUUAUAUAAUUAA